Messenger RNA from Nymphaea colorata (pocket water lily), 1954 nucleotides. RefSeq lists its product as uncharacterized. The record is from RefSeq and is a predicted model, not a curated record. The transcript has 5 exons. The coding region runs from base 138 to 1691 and encodes 517 amino acids. Lineage: Eukaryota; Viridiplantae; Streptophyta; Magnoliopsida; Nymphaeales; Nymphaeaceae.
UGCUUCUUAAGAAAGGAAAAAGAAAAGCUUCUCAAUCCUUCCUCGUUCAGACCCGAAGAAAGGAAGGCUCAGGACAAGAUUAAACAAGAGAGCAGAAGAUUUUGAAAGAAGAGCAAAACUAGCAUCCACUGGGAACGAUGGUGUAUGCAUACACUCCCACCUAUUACUCUUCGUUCCAGGACACUAUUGCAUCCAUUUGCAAGACCAUCCUCCCCUUCUCUCUUAAGAGUUCCUCCACCAAACGCCUCGCUUCCCAGAGCUAUGAGCAAUCCAUUGCCAAGCAGCAAACGGAGAACCUGAAGUGGCAGCAGGACAUGUACCACAAGAUGCUGAACAUGAUGGGCCUCCACAAGGAGGGGAUGUUGCCCGAAUCCCAGUUAUCGAGUUUCCGGUCGAACCUCCUUGACACCCUCAUAGCUUCGCCAGCAAACCAGGAGGCGCCGCAGCUCAUCAGAGACAAAUUGGUGUUUCUACAGGAAUUGUUCUACGCAAAAUGCAUAUCUGAGGAGGAGUACCACGCCUCCAAGAGGCCUCUGCUGCUGCGCCUGGCUGUUCAAGGAGAGGAGAUCAAUUGCAGAGACGUGAUCGUUUCAUCAGCUCAGCAAUUGAACUUCGAUGACGAGUCAGAGUGGUCAGUAGUGGAGCUGAGGGAUGAAUGCUCCAUCGACAGAGACAAUUCAAAGAGCAAGCCAAAACACAGGUCCCCCAUGAAACAGUUGAAAGGGGCGAUGUCAAAGAUAACCAGCUUUUCCUCCGGCCAGAAAUCUGGGAAGAACAGAGGGAAAGCAGGGCCAAAUCUGCCUAAUGGAUCCUUCAAGGACAAUCGAUCAUCUGAUGCACAAAGUCCAAUUCUCAUGCCCGAAUGCUCCCCACCAAGUCCUUCCCUCGCCAACGAAACCGCUUCGUCCAAACAAGGAAAGAAAUCGUGGGGACUAAAGAUGUGGAGGAAGAGAGGUUUGGAGGAUGAUUCUACAACUCCCUAUCUUCCACCAGGGGAGAGAUCAGAUGACAUUGUGUCGACUGGUACCGGCCCUUGCGCACUUGCCUCUAAGCCAAUUGGUGAGGGACCAGACACGAAAUUGAUUAAGAAGAAAAUACAUUCAGACGGUUCUGCCUCUGAUUUCUUCAUUGACAAGGUCUUGGGAGAGAACAUAAAAAAGGAACUGUCACGCAUUCAAUCAGAGUUGUGCACCAAAAAUCCCAACCAUAACUUCAGCAAUGAGCAGAUUGAAGCAAUCUCAACAAGGUUACCUGUAGAUAAGAGCGACUUGAAGAAAUUCUUCCCCAAAUCCUGGUGUGACAGUUACGGCGACGUUGUGCUGGACGUGGUAAAGAAGGAAUUCAAAGAUCAUGUGAGUGAGAUGGAGAGCCUGCGGAAAGAAGCAACAAAAGAGAACCAGGUUGACUGCAAAAAAUGGAACGCGUUCCGAGAGAAUGACGAGAAUUGUUCCCCAAAUGUUAUGGCCUGUUCCUAUGACAACCCUUUCUGCGUGAAGGAAUCUUAUGAAAACCCUUUCUGCAAGAAGGAAUCUUCUCCCGCGGUCGCAGCUACCAACGCAUGCGAAGCCAAGGAAUGGUACACCAACAACCCUUUUUUUGACGAGGAGCAUGUUCAUAACAAGUUCGGCGAGCAGUCGGCUCUCGGUCAUUGGAACAAGCAAAAUUCAACGUCGACUUCCCUGUUCGUGUAGGUGGAAUAGUGAACAGUUGAAGUCCAAGAUACUGAGCUUGAUGAAAAAUUAAAAUGCCCUUGUUUUGCAGCUUCAUGGUGUGGGUUCCAUUUUACUACGUUCGACCUCUUGUUUUGUACAAUCUAUCUGUAUGUAAUUAGAGUACUUUGUUUUCUUUAUGUGUGUGACGCACACACGGAAAGCAUGUCCCGAUGGUUGUUCUGUUUCAAAAAUAUACAUUUGGCUUAGCAUAAAUAUUAAAGAUUGUUGUGUUCCUGGAUUUA